UUCUGUAAUCAGUCAUCGUCUUUUGUCGACAAGCCCACAAGCGUUUUCCUCUCCGAGUCCUCCCUGGCCUCUCAACCACUCAUCAUCGCCUUCGCAGGCAUCGCCCUCUCGCCGGGCCGUCCGAUUCCGCCAUGGCUUCCGAUGAGAGCAAAAAUUCAAAACCAGAGAAGCCAUCUUCAGCAGCUGGUGCAGGCCUCCCCAAUCCGUUUGAUUUUUCUUCUAUGAGCAACUUGCUCAAUGACCCAUCGAUAAGAGAGAUGGCUGAGCAAAUUGCAAGUGACCCUGUGUUCAACCAGAUGGCUGAACAGCUUCAGAAAAGUGCUCAGGGUGCUGGAGAACAGGGUAUUCCUGCAUUGGAUCCUCAACAGUAUAUGGAAACAAUGCAACAAGUCAUGCAAAACCCUCAGUUUGUGUCAAUGGCAGAGCGUCUUGGGAAUGCCCUUAUGCAGGAUCCUGCUAUGUCCAGUAUGCUUGAGAACUUGACCAGUCCAGCUCAUAAGGAGCAGCUUGAGGAGAGGAUGGCCCGUAUCAAGGAAGAUCCAUCCUUGAAGCCAAUUCUUGAUGAGAUAGAGAAUGGGGGUCCAUCUGCAAUGGUGAAGUAUUGGAAUGACCCUGAGGUUCUUCAAAAGAUUGGCCAGGCAAUGGGUGUUAACCUUCCCGGAGAUUCUAGUGUGUCCACUGUGCUCUCUGGACCUGAAGAGACUGAGGAGGAAGGAGGGGAUGACGAUGAGUCCAUUGUUCAUCACACUGCAAGUGUUGGUGAUGAAGAGGGUUUGAAGAAAGCUUUAGAAGGUGGAGCAGACAAGGAUGAAGAAGAUGCCGAGGGAAGACGGGCUUUACAUUUUGCAUGUGGCUAUGGUGAGUUGAAGUGUGCAGAAAUUCUCCUUGAGGCGGGGGCCGCAGUUGAUGCCCUAGAUAAGAACAAGAACACUCCGUUGCACUAUGCUGCUGGGUAUGGUCGGAAGGAAUGUGUGGAUCUUCUGUUGAAGUAUGGUGCUGCUGUCACGCUCCAGAAUCUGGACGGGAAAACCCCCAUCGAGGUUGCCAAACUCAACAGUCAAGAUGAGGUUCUCAAGUUGCUAGAGAAGGACGCUUUCCUAUAGAGAAGAGAACCGCCGAAUAAAGUGUAUCAAGCCGUCAAACUAUUGGUUUUGCAUUGGUUUAUUUAUCUCGGUCUGGUAUGGUUGUCUGUAGCUUGUGAAUUUGAUGUUCUUUUCAUAGCGAAUGCCGUUUUUGAACCAGUACUUGUGUAAGAAGUACCUAGGCUUGUUCUUGUCCUCCAUAUAUGAAUCUUUCACACUUGUCAAGAA
Zea mays is the source of this 1310-nucleotide messenger RNA. Its product is annotated as ankyrin repeat domain-containing protein 2. Lineage: Eukaryota; Viridiplantae; Streptophyta; Magnoliopsida; Poales; Poaceae. Gene Ontology annotation, molecular function: protein binding. The record is from RefSeq and is marked validated.